Dibothriocephalus latus is the source of this 759-nucleotide messenger RNA. NCBI's taxonomy places the organism in Eukaryota, Metazoa, Platyhelminthes, Cestoda, Diphyllobothriidea, Diphyllobothriidae. The record is from the annotation of a GenBank genome assembly.
AUGGACCAUAUGAUGUAUAUGAUGGAACUGUAUUCGGCAGACCUGGAGGCCCAAAUACAAGCGCGGACAGAUGAACUAGAAGAAGAAAAGCGGAAAACUGAAGCCCUCAUCGCGAAGAUGCUACCACUAUCCGUGGCUCAGGCUCUGGUUGCCGGUGAGUCCGUGGAUCCCGAGGCCUUCGACGAAGUGACUAUUUACUUUAGUGACAUUGUCGGAUUCUCCGCCAUCUCUGCAAGGUCUACUCCGCUGCAAAUAGUCAAACUCUUGAACGGUCUUUACUCAGUUUUUGAUGCGAACAUUGAGAGGUUUGAUGUUUACAAAGUUGAAACUAUUGGUGAUGCAUAUAUGGUGGCCUCUGGUUUGCCGAUACGCAAUGGACGAAAUCAUGCUGGUGAGAUCGCGAACAUGGCCCUGGAGAUGCUAAGCAUAAGCGGACUUUUUGUUAUUCCCUAUUUGCCAACCAUUCCUAUCCUCAUGCGCAUUGGUAUUCACUCAGGUGUGUUGCAAUUGUGGUACAACUCAAAGCUCAACGUUUGCCUUCCCAUCCCCACCUUCACAUUUAAAGCUUUGCGCAUCCAUGUGAGCCCAGCGACAAAAGUGAUCUUGGACGAGUUGGGCGGCUACAAGUUCGAAUACCGCGGCAAAGUGAGCUUAAAAGGUAGAGGAGAAGUUGAAACCUACUGGCUCGUCGGAAGGGACGGAUUUGAUGGUCCCUUACCGACACCUUUGAAGACUGAUGCGUACGUCUGUACAUUUUAA